AUGUAUCCAGGCCUGGAAGGUUCAGAGAUCAAUCACAAGAGGUCAUACUGCUCGGAUGGCGUCAAGCAGAGGCCCUCGAAGAUCCAGCUGAUGGCUGUGGGGGGCCAGAUCCAAACUAUUGAAGAAGACUUACCGAGCUGGCCCCAACCAUUGGGUAUCUUCACGGGCGGCACCACCUUCAAUCCGGACAUCUUCCUGGAGACACUCCGGAAGAUGUAUGACGAACUCGUGCUCAAGCGUGAGUCAGGUGGGGCACUUUCAAUGGAAUAUGCCGCCUUCGCGACGCUGCUCAAGAAGCGCUUGAAGAUCUUCGAUGAAAAGGAUGGCCCUGCUGCUCUGUUCGAGCUCUACAGGGCCUUAGUGCUGAAGCCGAAUCGCAAGGAGCUGGUGGUCGAACGGGACAGCAUCAGGUACCUGCGUGUUGAUUGCCUCAGAGAGGGCUCACUGAGCGGCAGUGGUGGUGGUGGCGACGGUGGCGGUGACAGCAGUGGCAGCGGUGGCAGCAACAGUGGCAGCAGUGAUAGUGGCGGCGGCGGCAGCAGCAGCAGCAGUGACCCGAGCGACCACGACAGUGAGCUGCAUGCUAUCUGA
Molecule: messenger RNA, 591 nt
Organism: Sparassis crispa
Lineage: Eukaryota; Fungi; Basidiomycota; Agaricomycetes; Polyporales; Sparassidaceae
Exons: 1
Coding region: 1-591 (196 amino acids)
Source: RefSeq, a predicted model, not a curated record